AUGAUACCGUUCAGUGGUACCGUUUCUGGUCUUAUGAUUGAUUUCGUUGCAGACUGUUGUGGUCUUAAUGAUGUAAUACGUGUUGAGAAUAUUCAAGAAAAAAUUCAAUCAGCUUUAGAAGAAUAUUGUCGAACGCAAAGGCCUCACCAGAUUGGUCGCUUCGGACGACUUUUAUUACGAUUACCAACGUUGAGAUCAAUCAGCCCAAAUAUUAUUGAGCAAUUAUUUUUUGUAAAGCUAAUCGGCAAGACACCUAUAGAUUUUCUUUUGCGGGAUAUGCUUGGAAGUCAGACUGAUAAUUUAAUAAAACCAUUUAUAUGGCCUCAUCAGUUAAGAUCCUAA
Messenger RNA from Dracunculus medinensis (Guinea worm), 342 nucleotides. NCBI's taxonomy places the organism in Eukaryota, Metazoa, Nematoda, Chromadorea, Rhabditida, Dracunculidae. The record is from the annotation of a GenBank genome assembly.